UGUUGGUUGACUUCCGGUACUCGUCCGAAAGCGAGUCGUACAUGUUGCUGUCUUCUGUAAUAAUCUAUGUUGCCUUCCUACACAAAGCAGCGAAGAAGCAAUGCCGGCCACGGGUGAGGGCUGGAGCCUAUCCCAGCUGGAUUCAAGCCACCUCAUCGCAGGCGCAUGGUGCCAUCCGCCAUAAAACAACAAAGAAGAAGACGCAGGGUGGGGAGUGAAACGGCGGCCAGAAGAGAGGGGAAACAAGCUCAACCUAGAAUUGAAUCGUGGCCUCUGCUGUGGUCCCUGCAACACAAACCAUGUUUUCCAUCGAGAGGAUUUUGGGUUCGGAGGAAAAAGGGCCCGGUACCUGCUUGAAACUCCACAGGCCCUGGGGCCAGACAGACACAGAGUCCGACGAAGAGCACCAACACGAGCGUGGUCGCCAUCAUUCCCGAGUGAACCUACAGAGUCCGACAUCCAGCUGGUACAUGGGACGUAGACCACGAACGGCCUUCACUGAUCACCAAGUGAAUGUUUUGGAAGCAGUGUUUCGGGUCAACUGUUAUCCAGGCAUCCAUCUGAGGGAACAUCUGGCCGGGCGCCUGGAUCUGGAUGAAGACCGCAUACAGAUAUGGUUCCAGAACCGGCGGGCCAAACUAAGACGAUCCCUCAGAGAGAGUCAACUGAGACUGGUGCAGUCGGCGGUGGCAGACCUCAGGGUAAAGGUCAUAGGUCAACUAAGCAGCGAUGGCCGGACGUUGGAGGACGAGAAGGAAUGAGAGAAGAUGUUUUUUUUUUUCCAUCCCUCCACAUGGCUUUAAGAGAAGAAGGUGCGGGUUCAUAAUAGACUAAUGACCUGUCAAUCACAGGACUCACAGACAAUUAUUAAUAACACAUAAGUGUAGUCUUUUUUCAGCUGUUAUGUUGUCUGAUGAACAUAAUUAAAAUGUUUAUACCUUGUUAUUUUUGGUUGUGUUUUCUGCACUCGAUCAGUGUGUGAGUAUAUAAGUGAAUAUUCUCAAGGAUUCAAGGAACUGUAUUCUGUUUUGUUUUAUGGCUUACACCAAAAUAAACAUAGUAAU
Messenger RNA from Entelurus aequoreus (snake pipefish), 1064 nucleotides. It is a transcript of the gene hesx1, whose product is annotated as HESX homeobox 1. NCBI's taxonomy places the organism in Eukaryota, Metazoa, Chordata, Actinopteri, Syngnathiformes, Syngnathidae. The coding region runs from base 300 to 761 and encodes 153 amino acids. Gene Ontology annotation, biological process: regulation of transcription by RNA polymerase II; forebrain development; pituitary gland development. The transcript has 6 exons. Gene Ontology annotation, cellular component: nucleus. The record is from RefSeq and is a predicted model, not a curated record. Gene Ontology annotation, molecular function: DNA-binding transcription repressor activity, RNA polymerase II-specific; RNA polymerase II cis-regulatory region sequence-specific DNA binding.